Molecule: messenger RNA, 3124 nt
Organism: Ixodes scapularis (black-legged tick)
Lineage: Eukaryota; Metazoa; Arthropoda; Arachnida; Ixodida; Ixodidae
Exons: 14
Coding region: 205-1785 (526 amino acids)
Biological process (GO): protein ubiquitination
Cellular component (GO): Cul4-RING E3 ubiquitin ligase complex
Source: RefSeq, a predicted model, not a curated record
AGCGCGUCUGCACGGAACCCUGUGUACAAACACUGCCCCGCGUUGAUUCCCCGAAGCAGCCUGGUACGCGCUGUGCGCGAAUACGAACCACGAUGAAUAGUAUCGCCACGAAUUUCGUCGUCAGUGCGGGUUCCGGACGCUAGAGAACGACAGUGUGUGCACGCUCAACCACAAUCGCACACGGCGCCGAAGUGAAGUGUCGGCAUGAGUGACGAUGAAGCCCCGUCCAAACAACCCCACAACUCGCGCCAGCAGAAACCCCAGGGGCUGCUUCAGAAAUUAACGCUCUUCCAAAUCCGGGGCACGUGGAAGCGUCACGCGCGGGACAAGAGCUCAAGGUUGUUCGAGUCCCUGCCUCGCCGUCUCGCCUUUCGUCUCAAGGACCUCGUCAGCGAUGAUGUGCUUCGAGCCGGCACGGUGUUCCUGGGUUUCCUGGCGGACGGGCAGUUCCUGCUGUCCUACACGCUGCACCUGGAAGACGACGCUGCCCUUGCACUGCCUUGUUACAAGUACAGGCUCCAGUGGUGGAUCUUCGUGCCCUACGGCCCGCUGGUCCAGGCUGGGGAGACGAUGCUUUUUGGCGACAACGGCAUCCACUCGGACCUGACGCUCGCCAUCUGCCAGUGGCCCACGGAUGCCUCCAAGAUCCUCAUUUACGGCUGGAGUCCCGCCGUGCCGCCCCAAGACAGCUGCCACUGCUACCUGACUCUGGCCGCCGUGCCACCGUUGCGCCCAUGUCCAGACUGUGCCCGGAUGCAGCUGCACGAGCGCCCCAAACAUCCCCAACGGGAGAGGCGGCCGUCGCUGGAAAGCCCUCCCCGCUGCCUGCGCCACAGCUUCACGGUGCACGCCAGCUUCCAGCUGGUCUCCCCCUGCCCCCCGUUUCUGCCCAGCGUCUGCAUGAGGCGCAAUCACGCGGUGCUCCUCAACACGGGCGACACGCUCGUGGUGCUGCGAGUGCGUGUCGAGGAGGAGCAUGCGCUACGAGUGGGCGACGUCGGCGGUGACGCCGAGCUUGGCGACUCGCCCGCUGCCGGCCCAGAAUCCGAGCCAAUGAAGUGCACUUCCCGGCACUGCCCCUCUGAGCCUGCCAAGAACAGCCGGGAGGCCGGCACGGGGCAGUGCGUCUCCCAGAUGGCGCACUUCUUUGCACCUGCAGCUGCCACGGCGCUGGACACCUCUACGGAAGAGGCUGGCGUGGGCUUGCUGUCCCUGGAGGUGCGGGGGCUGAACCACGAGCUGCUUAGGGAAGUUCAGCCAACUCAACGCACAAAUGGCCCGUUGCUGUCGGUGCACCAGAUGUGCCUGGACCUGGAGCAGUUGGCGGACGCCCUGGCCAAGAGGCUGUGCUCGGAACAGCGCUACGUCUACUUUGCCUUCGAAGACUACGACGCUCACGUGGUAGAGCUCUGUCCCGAGAACGGCACAACCACAAUCCUGCUCUCUCUGCUGGUUCAAGCUGCCGAGUCGAGCCGUGAGGCCACCGGGCCACAGCAAGGCAGCAGCAGGACCCUGUAUCGAGCGAGUGUCCUCUUCCAGUGGAACAUUGACACAGGACGAUACUGGGUUGCAAAGGUGCGGCCACUUCAGAAGCUGCUGCGGCCGUUUGACGACUCGGAAGGCUGGAAGGCAUCGAGGGAUCUGGUGCAUCGGCUCCAGUGCCACGCAUGGAAUCCAUGUCCCGCCGGUUGUGCCGUCACCGUCUUCACCAACAAACCUGUCCUACGAGGGACUUCUUUGAAGAUGCUUUGGGCACCAGGAUUCCAGAUGGCCAUCACACUGUAAUGGAAGCCAAGCCAAGCCCAGCCACAGCAAGAGGAGAAAUGGCCGUCCUGAUCGGGAACCACUACAACCUUGACUUUUCUCACAAACGUUUCAGACAACUUUUGUGGCAGUUUUGGGAGCUUGCCGAUCGAGUCUGCCGUGCUGUAACCACCAAAGAGACUGCAUUUGUUUUGUUUUUCUUAUUGGAUUCGGUGGUUUUAUUGCCCAAUCUGCAAGCUUAGGAUAUCGGCUUCACAGCUUCGCCACCAGGUGCUGUUAAACUGCGUUAUGGUUGCAAAUAAACGGCAGUCUACACAACCCAUGGCCGUUAGAGCUCUGUGGUCGAGCAUGGAGCUGCAAUGGCUCUGUAACGGCAACUACACAAAGCUGUCAGAAUGGGCACAGCCGUUUAUUUGCGACUGCAUUAAAGUCAAUCAACUCCCAAGUGGCCAAAACAUGAACUGCGACAGUAGGUUUAAAAAGUUUUCCAUUACUGACAAAUGAACCCACAGCUGAACGUGGGUUCUGCUUUUCAGCAGAAAAGUGUUUACCAAGAAAAAAUUUUGUUUUUGUUUGCUAUUUUUGUGCAUUUAUUUUUUGCAGCCACGGAUUUGUAACCAAGCACCAGACAUUUUUUUAGCUGGUUUCCUAUUUAUGUGUAAAAGUUGUCAUAAAACUAAUUACAAGUUUUCUUGCUUUUUUUUUUUUCUUACUGAUUUGUGCGAAAAAAUGUGUGCACAACCUGUGCAGUUGUGUGCCACAAGUUGUUUGUGCACAAGUUUCGUGCAGUCCGCGAACUGCGCACAAUUUCUGCAGCAGUGUACAAACACGUGUUCUUUGCACACUUUUUAAGGCUGCAUCAUUGAUGUUGCCCAUUUUAACAUACACAGUGACUGAAGUUUCUUUUUCACUUCAUCUUAGUUCCUCUAAAAUACUGUAAAACGCUGAGUGAGCUCUCCUCUUCCAAAAAUAUUUAAAUCACUAACUUUGAUGGUGCUUCGACUCUGCUAGCACAACCAAAGUCCAUGCGACACCGAAGCGAUCGCAAAGACGGAAUGCCCGUGUUGGCCGGCAGGCAACUGAUGAUAAACGUAUGAUCGUAUCGGGGAAAUCAGUAAAUUAUGUACGCUUAAACUUCUUUUCUUGAACUAUUGUUCAAAUGUGCCGAAUGGGAUUAUUUAUUUGCAGUAGUGGUUUUUAUUAGGGAAUCAAUAAUGUGCAGUGACUUGAUGGUUUACAAAUGUUGGUGGGUCAUUGCAGUGUGUGGAGGCCACAAAAGUUGCUAUCUGAAAAUGGAUUGGGGGAACGGAGAACACGAUUGGUUGUUGACACAGAACAAUAAAAUGAUGUCUGUUAUUCA